AUGACAAACCGUCCUGAAGUUUUGUGGGCUCAACGCAGCAGCGAGACCGUCGCUGACAAGAACAUCGUGUACUUGACCGUGAACGUACCAGACAUUGACGAGAAAAGUCUCAAAUAUGUACUGACUCCUACUGAGAUUACCUUCGAAGCAGAGGCAAAAACCGACAAGAAAGUAUAUGCGUUCUCGUUCCCGCUAUUUGGUGAAGUAGACACAGAAGCGUCUCUUAGCAAAUUGAGCACGCGCUCUUUCACGGCGGUGCUGCGAAAGAAGGACAUCAAAAGUGAAUAUUGGCCACGACUAACGAAGGAUAAGGUGAAGCUGCCGUUUAUCAAGACUGACUUCAGCAAAUGGGCCGAUGAAGACGAGCAAGAUGGCGCACCUUUGGAUGAAGAUAUUGGCGGCAUGGGUGACAUGGGCGGCAUGGGUGGCAUGGGCGGUAUGGGUGGCAUGGGCGGUAUGGGUGGUAUGGGCGGUAUGGGUGGCAUGGGCGGCAUGGGUGACAUGGGCAUGGGAGGCAUGGGUGGAAUGGACUUCAGCCAGAUGAUGGCCUCCAUGGGCGGAGGUGCUGGUGACGCCGGCCCAUCAGGCGGGGACGAACCAGCCGACUCUGACUCAGAUGAUGAUGGCCCACCCCCUCUUGAGAAUGUUUAG
Suillus paluster is the source of this 651-nucleotide messenger RNA. Its product is annotated as HSP20-like chaperone. Bases 1 to 651 code for a protein of 216 amino acids. The transcript is spliced from 5 exons. Gene Ontology annotation, molecular function: Hsp90 protein binding; protein-folding chaperone binding. Gene Ontology annotation, cellular component: cytosol; nucleus. The record is from RefSeq and is a predicted model, not a curated record. Lineage: Eukaryota; Fungi; Basidiomycota; Agaricomycetes; Boletales; Suillaceae. Gene Ontology annotation, biological process: chaperone-mediated protein complex assembly; protein folding.